GCUGGUCUCCUCUGCUGGUCUCCUCUGCUGGUCUCCUCUGCUGGUCUAGUGUCUCGUCUCCUCUGCUGGUCUCCUCUGCUGGUCUCCUCUGCUGGUCUCCUCUGCUGGUCUCCUCUGCUGGUCUCCUCUGCUGGUCUCCUCUGCUGGUCUAGUGUCUCGUCUCCUCUGCUCCCACACGUUGGACUGUGGAUGGUGGACGGCGUUCGGAAGACUACAGUCCUUCUCUGACCUCGGGGGACGGUGUGUGUGUGUGUGUGUGUGUAUGAAAGAGUGUGUGUGUGUGAGAGAGAGAGCGCGGUGGCCCGUGUGUGUGUGUGCGCGUGAGAGUGUGUGUGUGUGUGUGUGUGUGGCCCAUCCAACAUGGAGCGGAGGAGGAAGUGGUGUAUGGCAGGGGGCGGGACUUCCCUGAUGCUCCUCGCAAUUCUAUUGGUCAACACCACACAUGCCCUGGAGGUGCCCCUGGACCUGCCGCAGCCUCCCACCAUCACGUACCAGUCACCUAAAGAUUACAUCAUCGACCCGCGCGAGAACAUCGUCAUCAGCUGCGAAGCCAAGGGACAGCCGCACCCCAGCUUCUCGUGGACGUUGAACGGUAGUGACUUCGAGGUGGGUCGCGACCCCAAGGUGACGAUGCGGCCUGGCUCCGGCUCCCUGGUGAUCGACAUCAGCAGCGGCGAGAAGAGCGAAGCCUACGAGGGGGCGUACCAGUGCACCGCGCGGAACCAGCACGGCACCGCCGUGUCCAAUCACAUCAUCGUACGCCAGUCACGCUCCCCCUUGUGGUCAAAGGAGAGUAUUGAGCCUCGCCUGGUGCAGCUGGGGGAUUCUCUAAUACUCCACUGUAGGCCGCCAGCAGGCCUCCCCCCUCCCAUCAUACUGUGGAUGGACCCCAAUUUCAUGCACCUCCCACAGAAUAGCCGUGUGUCUCAGGCUCUAAACGGUGAUCUCUACUUCUCCAACGUGAGGAUGGAGGACGCUCGGAACGACUACAUCUGCUACGCCCGAUUCGCCUACACCUCAACCAUACAGCAGAAACAGCCAAUCACCGUCAGAGUACUCGACAACACCCCUAUCGGAGAGCGCCCCCCCUCCUUCCUCUUGCCGACGGGCAGCACCAGUACCGCCACAGUCCUGAGGGGGGAGACACUGAAGCUCGAAUGCUUUGCAGAGGGACUGCCCACUCCUGAGGUCUCGUGGAGUAGGGAUGGUGGUGAGCUGGCUCCUGGACGCCACCUGCUGUUGAACUACCAGAAGACGCUGCAGAUCAGUGAUGUAACCGAGGGCGACGCCGGGGUGUACAUAUGCAGCGCACGCAACACGCGCGGAUUCAGAAAGCAUCUCAUCACCGUGGACGUCAAAGCUGCCCCCUACUGGACGGGCGCUCCUCGUAACCUGAUCCUGGCUCCUGAGGAGAGUGGGGUGCUGACGUGCCUGGCAGGGGGGAACCCCAAACCCACAGUCUCCUGGGCCGUCAACGGGGUACCCAUACACAGUGCAGCCAAUGAUACGAGUCGAGAGCUGCGUGGAGAUACUGUCUUCCUGUCAGACGUGCGUCCGGGUUCGAGUGCCGUGUACCAGUGCAACGCCUCCAACGAGCACGGAUACCUCCUGGCCAACGCCUUCGUUAAUGUUCUGGCUGAGCCCCCGAGGGUUCUGACUCCGCCCAACUACCUGUAUCAGGUGAUCACCAACAGCCCCGCCCACCUGGAGUGCAACACCUUCGGAUCCCCCAUACCCUCCAUCAAGUGGUUUAAGGAUAAUGUAGAGGUUGUGCACGGUGAGCCGUACGUGCUACACCCCAAUGGGACACUAGAGGUCCUCGUAGCGCAGCCCAGCUACAGCGGACGCUACACCUGCAUAGCAACCAACACACUCGGACGCAAAGAGAACCACGUCUACCUGGAGGUCAAAGAGCCCACUCGUAUCGUGACUCAGCUGCUCUACAAGGUAGUGGAGAGGGGGAGGAAGGCCGUCUUCGAGUGUAAAGUCAAACACGACCCCACGCUCAUCCCCACCAUGAUCUGGCUCAAAGACGACCAAGACCUGCCUGAUGACGACAGGUUUGUGAUCAGUGCUGACAGCCUGAUCAUCAAUGAGGUGACGGAGACCGACGAGGGCAGAUACACCUGCAUCAUGAACACCACACUCGACCAGGACUCAGCCAGCGCAACGCUCACUGUAGUGGAGCGUCCGGACCCCCCAACAGACCUGGAGCUGACCGACCAAUUGGAGAGAAGCGUUCAGCUCACAUGGAUACCUGGAGACGAACACAACAGCAUGAUAACCAAGUUCCUGAUCCAGUAUGAGGAUUCUCUGCAUGAGAAGGGGGUGUGGUCGGACAUGACAGAGGUGUCUGGUGAUGUCACGACGGCUCGUCUGCAGCUGUCUCCGUACGUCUACUACUCCUUCAGGGUUCUGGCCGAGAAUGGCAUCGGACUCAGCGACGCCAGCAGCCCGUCCGAACAGUACCGCACCAACCCAGCCAAGCCAGACGUCAACCCAUCAGAGGUGAAGGGUUAUGGAACGGAACCCAAGAACCUGGUCAUCUCAUGGAAGGAGUUGUCUGGUCUCCAGUCUAACGGUCCUGAUCUGCAGUACGAGGUGUCAUGGCGACAGCAGGGUGUGGACCAGGAGUGGGCGAGUGUGACGGUGGCCAACGCCUCGCAGUACGUGGUGCCGGAGACGCCCACCUACGCCCCCUACGACAUCAAGGUGCGCGCACGCAACCGCUACGGAGCCGGCCCGGAUCCCCAAGUACUCCUGGGAUACUCGGGAGAGGACCUGCCCUCCGCUGCUCCCGCCAGCGUAUCGGUGGAACCAGGAAAUGACACGACAGCAGAGGUCAACUGGGAAUCCGUUCCCAUGGCAACAGUGCGCGGUAGACUACAAGGCUACAAGGUGUACUUCUGGCGUGAGCGCAGCCUGCUGCGUGAGGGGGGGCGGGAGGAGGAGGGCCAGGUGCUGGUGUUUGGCGGGAACCGUACGGGGGGGCACCUGCCCGAGCUGAAGCCGUACAGCAGAUACGGACUCCAGAUACGAGUCUUCAACAGCCGGGGAGAGGGGCCCCCCAGCGCAAAGACCAGCUUUAACACACCUGAAGCAGUUCCGGGGUCUCCAACAGGCCUGGCGGUCAGCAACCCCAAAGCCGACGCGCUGACACUGAAGUGGGAACCCCCUCUGGAGGAACACGGGCCCCUCCUGGGGUACACACUCACAUACCAGCCUGUGAACUCCACAGAUGAGCUUGGUCCAAUCCAGGAGCUGUCUCUGAUGGCCAAUGAGACGACUGUCACGUUGCCACGGUUACAGUUGGGGACACGGUAUAGGCUGUCUCUCACCGCCAGCACCUCACGAGGGGCGGGGCCAAGCGCUGACUUGGAGGCCGCCACCAUGAUCGACGAAGCUCGGCCGGCGUUCGGGAAAGUAAACUCUUCCCUGGAGGAACAAGGAGCCGUGAUCCACUGGGAAUACACGGGGACCGAUAGCGUCUUCGUGGAAUAUGUAGAGGACAACAGUAAGGACGGCUGGAAGAAAGAGCAGGUUAACGGCUCCCAGUCGUACAUGAUGAAGGGUCUGAAGGCCGGCACCACCUAUAGGGUUCGCCUGGUGGCCAAAGACCACGUGGACCGCACGCUGCACCUCACCGAAGAGAUGCUCAUUAAGGUGCCGGCAGCGGUGGUGAGUCCGCAUGUGGACAUCGCUACGCAGGGCUGGUUUAUCGGGCUCAUGUGUGCGGUGGCGCUCCUCAUCCUCGUGCUGCUCAUCGUCUGCUUCAUCAAGAGGAACAAGGGGGGCAAGUACCCAGUGAAAGAGAAGGAGGACCAGCAUCAGGAAACGGAGAGACCCUUGAAGGAGGACGACGGAACCUUUGGGGAGUACAGUGACACGGAGGACCAUAAGCCCCUGAAGGGCAGCCGUACGCCCUCCAACGGCACGGUGAAGAAGGAUGACAGCGAUGACAGCCUGGUGGACUACGGGGAGGGGGGGGAGGGGCAGUUCAACGAGGACGGAAGCUUCAUCGGCCAAUACAGUGGCAAGAAGGAGCGCGACACCGCCGAAGGCAACGAGAGCUCAGAGGCGCCCUCUCCUGUCAACGCCAUGAACUCCUUCGUCUGAAUACACACACACACACACUCACACACACAUACACUUACACUCACCGCCGAGGGCAACAAGAGCUCAGAGGCGCCCUCUCCUGUCAACGCCAUGAACUCCUUCGUCUGAGACACACACACUCACACACACACACACCUACACCUACACUCACCGCCGAGGGCAACGAGAGCUCAGAGGCGCCCUCUCCUGUCAACGCCAUGAACUGCUUCGUCUGAAUACACACACACACACACACAGGGAAUAUUAUACACACACACUUACACACACACACACUCAUAUUCACUCCUUCGUCUGAAUACACACACACACAUAUAUACAGAGGGAAUAUUAUACACACACACUUACACACUCACACACUUAUACAGUUACACUCUCACGGCCGAGGGCCACGAGAGCUCAGCGGCGCCCUCUCCUGUCAAUGCCCUGAACUCCUUCGUCUGAGACACACAAAAACACUAUACACACAUAUUUACACAUACUUGCACACAGACACACCCCAUACAUACACAUACACACACACACACACACACACAAGCACACAAAUUCACUCACACACACACACACACACACACACUCACACACACACACCCCUUCAUCUGUGUCCAGCUCUCCCAUCACCCUCCCGUGUCGUGAACUCUGAUGUGACUUUACAGACUGUAGAGAGAGACAUGGGACACACACACACACACACACACACACACACACACACACACACA
This is a messenger RNA of Engraulis encrasicolus (European anchovy), 4832 nucleotides long. RefSeq names its product neuronal cell adhesion molecule a (gene nrcama). The record is from RefSeq and is a predicted model, not a curated record. The transcript has 26 exons. Lineage: Eukaryota; Metazoa; Chordata; Actinopteri; Clupeiformes; Engraulidae. Gene Ontology annotation, cellular component: plasma membrane; axon. Gene Ontology annotation, molecular function: cell-cell adhesion mediator activity. The coding region runs from base 361 to 4116 and encodes 1251 amino acids. Gene Ontology annotation, biological process: axon guidance; cell-cell adhesion; brain development.